Molecule: messenger RNA, 4057 nt
Organism: Aricia agestis (brown argus)
Lineage: Eukaryota; Metazoa; Arthropoda; Insecta; Lepidoptera; Lycaenidae
Gene: Br140
Product: peregrin
Exons: 23
Coding region: 176-3907 (1243 amino acids)
Biological process (GO): regulation of transcription by RNA polymerase II
Cellular component (GO): MOZ/MORF histone acetyltransferase complex
Molecular function (GO): protein binding
Source: RefSeq, a predicted model, not a curated record
UGUUUUAUUAAGAGUACCAAUAGGUACUGAGUGUUUUCAGUUAUGAAUUGAGUGAAAAACAUUUCUGCAAUUUGACGCUUAUUUUGACAGUUAAAAUCCAUCGAUUUUGUCAUGACGUUUUAGUAGACCUACAAAUCACAAUAUUUUUGUGUAAAAUUUCCCGAAUUGCCUCAAAAUGGGGUUAGAUUUUGAUGUAUUGGAGUUUUGUAAGAAACUUCGGCAAAAUAGGCCUCCGCCUUAUCAGUGUCCAUUGGAGAAAUGCGACAAAGUUUACAAAAGUUUGUGUGGUCUUCAGUAUCAUUUGGUAAACUAUGAUCAUGAUAACCCGACGCCGGCUACUCCUGCCGUUAACAACAACAGAAAGAAAGGUAGAAGCAGAGCCGCGGUACCAACAGGCGAUAUCGCUUUGCAAAGCCCGCCAAAAGAAGCUUUAACUUUUGCCGAAGCCCAGAAAGUAGUACAGUUUGAAAUAGAUGGGAAAAUAAGUAGAAUACCGAUAGAUCAACCAUUGCCUAUUAUAUCUUUGGAGGAAUGGGAAAAAAAGAAUGCAGAGUUAGAAAAACCUUUGGCAUUUGUUGAACCACCUCAGGAGCCUCAUGUAAAGUUGCCAGAAGCUACUUUCAAGGUAAUCCCAGAUUAUAAUGAGAGAGUAUGUGAUGCCCCACCUAGACCAAAUGCUUACAUACGUUUUAUUGAAAAAUCAGCUGAGGAACUUGACGGAGAAGUGGAGUAUGAUGUGGACGAGGAGGACACAGCGUGGUUGGGAAUCAUCAACAAAAACAGAGUUAAACAAAACUUGCCACCUGUGUCUGUUGAUACGUUGGAAUUAUUGAUGGAUCGCCUUGAGAAGGAAUCAUAUUUUCAGGCAACACAAAGUGGUCAACAGACAGCUGUUACAGUAGACGAAGAUGCUGUGUGCUGUAUAUGCAUGGAUGGUGAAUGUCAAAAUACAAAUGUCAUACUGUUUUGUGAUAUGUGUAAUUUAGCUGUUCAUCAAGAUUGUUAUGGGGUGCCAUACAUUCCCGAGGGUCAGUGGCUAUGUCGGCGGUGUCUGCAGUCUCCAUCCCGUUUGGUCAACUGUGUUUUGUGCCCUAAUACUGGGGGUGCAUUUAAACAAACUGACCAAGGCACGUGGGCGCACGUCGUUUGCGCUCUGUGGAUACCGGAAGUUCGCUUCGCCAACACAGUAUUUUUGGAACCCAUAGAUUCAAUAGAGACGAUCCCUGCUGCGCGUUGGAAGCUACAGUGUAUGGUGUGCAAGCAACGCGGCGCGGGCGCCUGUAUACAGUGCCAUCGCAGCAAUUGUUACUCCGCCUUCCACGUCACAUGCGCUCAGCAGGCUGGAUUAUAUAUGAAGAUGGAGGCAGCGGGUACGGGCAGGGACCCCAGUCAACCCGUACAAGUAGCUAAGAUGGCGUACUGCGAUUCUCACACGCCGUCACAUAUUCUACAGGAAAGGCGAGCACUUGAAUCUGAGGGCGAUUCAAAAUCGGCGGACUUAUCAACUAUCAGGCAAAAGGGACGAGACAAAAUAAAACAGGCGCGUCGAGUCCUGGCCCUCAAACGGACGUGGGCGCCGGUGGUAUUAGUGCCGACCCUGGCGGCGGAGCGAGUGGCGGAUAUAGCGCGGCUGGCGGCGGGCCCGGCGGCGGCGCGCGCGCAGCUUAUGAAGCGUUUACUCGCGUAUUGGACGCUCAAGCGCCGCAGCCGCAACGGCGUGCCGCUGCUGCGACGACUGCAGAGCUUGGCGACGCACCACGGUGGUAGCCGAGGAAUACAAGAUGGGACAGUGAAUGUUCGAGAGCUGUGCAAUCAGCUUAAAUAUUGGCAGAGAAUACGACAGGAUUUGGAAAGGGCCAGGUUACUGUGCGAGUUGGUACGCAAACGCGAACGGCUGAAGGCGGAGUACACGCGCGUGUGGGAGCGGUGCGUGAUGCACUCGCUGCGGCCGGAGCGCGCGGCGCUGCACAAGCUGCUGCGGCUGCUACGGGCGAGGGACUCCAGUGACAUAUUCUGCGAGCCCGUCGACCUGCUAGAGGUGCCAGACUACAGCUCGGUCGUGACACACCCCAUGGACCUCAGCACUAUGGGCAAGAAGCUCGACCGCGGCGCGUACAAGACCAUCGACGAUAUAGAGGCGGACUUCCAGCUGAUGAUCAACAACUGUCUAACUUAUAAUAACAAGGACACCGUGUUCUAUAAAGCCGGCGUCAAAAUGCGCGAGCAAUGCGCCCCCAUAUUCCGUCAAGCGCGACGUGACGUCAUCGAUGCGGGCUUAACCGACAUCGCUGGAAAUGGAGAAGUGGAAUCCGCCAGGAGUUCGCCCCGAGAAAGCCCCGUUCCAGAUGAGAGGGAGAAGGAAAGAGAAGAAAAACCAGCGAAGAAAGAGAGGACUAGAACUCGUGAGUCGCUCCGAGCUAGGGAGUCGCAAGCGAGAGAAUUGGCUGAGAAGAGAAUAAGCCCACGACGACGCCGCAGCGUGCGACACUCCAGUAGCGACAGCGAACGGACAGCUGACACGAGAAGCGAGAGGGGUGUGUCAAUGGCGCGAAGCGAGAGAGGCGUGUCACUGGCGAGAAGCGAAAGGGGCGUGUCUCUGGCGAGAACUGAACGAGGCGUCUCUUUAGCAAGGAGUGAACGAGGCGUGUCAUUGGCUAGAAGCGAGCGAGGCGUGUCCCUUGCGAGAAGCGAGAGAACCUCACGCGCGGCCAGCCCUCAUAAUAAUGACACUGAAGAGGAAAAUGCCACGAGGGACGAAUCGCCUGCCGCAGUCAAGGUGAACCGCAACUGGUGGCGCGGGCGUGGAAGGGGGCGGGGCCGCCGAGGGCGGAGGGGGCGGGGCCGACCCUCGCAGUCCAUGGCGAGGCAGCCGAGAGAAAUUGAUACCCCAACAACAGAUUCUGAAACACCAAUCAUUGCGAAGAAGAGUGUAGAAAGAACUCAAAAACUGGCUACACCAGAGAAGUCACCUUCCAAACAGCCAGAAACAUCAGGUCUCGGUCUUGUGAGUGGUCUACGGAAGCCAACACUUUUAGUGUCGCCUUCAAAACUGUCGGUACCUCCUAAAAGCUUUGGAUCUGACGCGUCUCUGCCGACGUUGUCAGCAAGUUUAGGACGCACGUUGGAGCCGUCCCCACGGAAGAAAGGCCGCGGACGGCCGAGGAAAGUGGAUAAGGACAAGGCCGCCUCCUCGCCUGAUCUCUUCAGGGCUGUGGGCAGUGAGGCUGCGCUGUCGACGCCGGUGCCGGCCUCGUUCAUGCAGUAUCGCGGCCCGCCCGGCGAAGUCGGCUCCGACAGUGACCUAGCUCUGUCCAGGUCGUCGAGCAGUAGCUCGGCGUGGUCGCAGUCGUGUUCGUCGUGCACGCACUACGACGACGACGGCUCCGACAACUCCUGCGACCUCAGCUCCAGCGAGGGGUCGAGUUUCAGUGGCGAUCGGCGCGCACCCCCCGCCCCCGCGCCGCAGACCGCGCCCGCCGGCCGUGGCACAAGAUCGGCCUCAAAGACCCCGGUAAAGAGCGGCCAGUCAGAUCUGAAGCACCUAGAACCACUCCAACUUGUGUGGGCUAAAUGCAGGGGCUACCCCUGGUAUCCGGCCCUCAUCAUCGACCCAAAGAUGCCGAAAGGCUACAUAUACAACGGAGUACCUCUGCCCGUCCCACCGCAAGACGUGUUGAAUCUCAAGAAAAAUUUCGCACACGAGCCAGUAUUGUAUCUAGUUUUAUUCUUCGACGUUAAACGUACGUGGCAAUGGCUGCCACCGGCUAAGCUGGAGUUGCUCGGAGUAGACAAGAGCGUUGAUCAAGCCAAGCUGGUCGAGUCCAGGAAACCUACUGAGAGGAAGGCGGUGAAGAAAGCCUACGGAGACGCCAUGCAGUUCAGGAAACAAGUGGACGGAGACAAAUGACACAGGUUUAGGUAUAGGUCCCGGAGGCCUACUCGCAAUAGAGUCUUCAGUUUUGGUAACUUCUCCAUGAUGCAUAUUAGAGCCCCCAACAGUUCUGAUUCGAGUGACUAAAUAAAAUGUUUACACAGGCCUAAUAUAAUGUCAACAAUA